This is a messenger RNA of Carassius gibelio (silver crucian carp), 2009 nucleotides long. Its product is annotated as reelin domain-containing protein 1-like. NCBI's taxonomy places the organism in Eukaryota, Metazoa, Chordata, Actinopteri, Cypriniformes, Cyprinidae. The transcript is spliced from 5 exons. The record is from RefSeq and is a predicted model, not a curated record. Gene Ontology annotation, molecular function: oxidoreductase activity, acting on metal ions. Bases 285 to 2009 code for a protein of 574 amino acids.
UAAAAUGUAUAAAUACAAUUUAAUAAAAUUAAAUAAUAUAAUAAUAAUAAUAAUAAAAUGCAGAGGCUUUGAUUCACAUGGAAUUUCUGGAAUGUGUGACUUUGAAUGCAAUGUAAAUCACUUUUAAUAACAAUAUCUGCCAAAUGCAUAAAUAUUCAUUGUUUUGGAACAAAUUCAUAUUUUUUUAACAUUAACACAAAUAUGUGCAAUGUAAAAAAAAAUAGAUAGGAAUUUAAAAUAGCAAAAACACAGUUGUAUAUACAUCUAAUAGCAGUCAAACACUCAUGUUCUUAGCAGAAAUGAUGAUGAAGAAGAUGAUGCUGAUGAAGGCAGUGUGGGCUGCAUGUGUGUUUCUGUGUGUGUUUCCCGGCCGUGGAGUGUGUUUCUCUCGUGGGGCGAGCGUCUCAUCAUGUGUGAACAUGAAACCCGGCCACAUCAGCUCCUUCCCACAACACACACACACACACCCCACCGUCAGCGUACGCACCAGCCGCUCAGUGUACCUGCCACAACACACACUCACAGUGUUCUGCUCAGUAACGGUCCAGAGUUCCCGGGCGUUUAUGGGGUUUCUGCUGCAGGCUCGCUCUGUUGUGGAGGACCGUGUGGUCGGCGGUGAGUUCACACUCCACCCUCCGAGCACACACACGCUGUCCUGCCUCAGUCCAGACGACACCGUCACACACUCGGACAAGAUGCUCAAGAGAAACCUGUCCUUCAGCUGGAGAGCCCCGACACACCCCAGCGGAGACCUGCGCUUUUACAUCACACUGGUUCAGUCCUAUUUUGUGUACUGGUCUCGAAUCAAAUCGGCAGUGGUGCAUGAUGGGAUACGUAGUUCUCAGAACACUGACAGCGUUACAGGACAACCGAUGGCAAGCAGGACAGGUGAUUAUGACCAGCACACACACACCAACCAUCAUCGUGGUGCACAUAACACACACAUAAUCACAUCUACACACACUAACACACACACCAACACACACUCAUCACACAACACACACACGACCCUAUCUACACAUGUUAACACACACGGCAACACACACUCAACACACAACACACACACAAUCACAUCUAAACACACUAACACAUCUGUACCACAUAACACACACACCAACACGCACUCAACACAUAUACACACCAACACAUACACAACCCCAACUUUUAACACACACACUAACACACAAUCGUUAAAUGCAUCACAUAACUUACACAUUAACACACACUCAACACACAACACAAACACACACUCAACUCAUAACACACAAACUCCAUCUUUUAACACACAAACAAUCACACAACUGUUAAAUGCCACUCAAACAGCUCUGUCCUCAUCUACACAGACUUCCCCAAACACAUCUUCAUCUCAGAGCAUCUCGACACUUAACACACCAACACCAAAUAACACACACCAAACCUCUGCUAACAACACACACACCGUCCCAAAUCCACUGUUACAGACUCAUGCUUCACUUCAGAUGACAACGCAACACACACACACCUACACACCUCCAUCACACACUCAUAGCACACAGUUCUUCACUGCAUCCCUCCAUCCCAAACCCUCACCGGCUCUGCGACAAGCCGACUUCUUCUCAUCCCGGGAGCCCACAGAGCGUGCCAUCUCCCUGACCCAGCACAAAAAACACCCAUUUGAUCUGUUUGGAGAUGUUCUCAGUCGCCCGAAACAGGCCAAAGCCCCGUCUGGAGUCCCGGAGAGAGGCAUGGAGAGGCCGGAGCACGUGCCCAGGCAGAGUGCACCUGAGCUGGGUCUGCUGCUGGGUCUCUCGGCUGCGCUCGGCAUGGCCAUCGCUGUGGGGCUCCGGUACCUGCAGAGGAAACACUGUCGCAAACGUACAGCCGUGUCGCUGAACGACCGUAGCCAUGACGACAGAGGAGUCAUGCACGUGCAGGAGUGCGGAGAUCUGGUGCAGGUGCGGAAAAUACGGCAGAACAGCGUCCUGGUGCUGCAGGCCGAGUACAACCUCAUCACACCGAGCGGGAACUGA